Molecule: messenger RNA, 411 nt
Organism: Oncorhynchus kisutch (coho salmon)
Lineage: Eukaryota; Metazoa; Chordata; Actinopteri; Salmoniformes; Salmonidae
Product: glycoprotein hormone subunit alpha 2
Exons: 3
Coding region: 1-411 (136 amino acids)
Biological process (GO): cell surface receptor signaling pathway
Cellular component (GO): extracellular region
Molecular function (GO): hormone receptor binding; hormone activity
Source: RefSeq, a predicted model, not a curated record
AUGUCUCAGUGUAUGCCCUCUAACCUAUGUGUGCUAAUGCUGCUGCUGACCCUGCUGCUGCUGUCACCAUUCAACUUCAGCUACGAGGGGCUCAGCACAGGACCUGGCUGCCAUCUAUACCCAUUUAACGUGACCAUCCGUAGUGACCGGCGUGGGACAUGUAAGGGAACCCAUGUUGUGUAUGCCUGUGUUGGAUACUGUGAGUCCAGUGCCUUUCCCUCACGCUACUCUGUCCUGGUGGCAUCUAACUUCACUCACAACAUCACCUCAGCGUCAAGAUGUUGUACCAUCAGCAAGGAUGCAAAGAUCAAAGUUCGUCUGAACUGCCCUCGUGCUCGUCAUCACAACGACAUUGAGAUCCUGACGGCGCGGGCCUGUCACUGCGACAUGUGUCGCAAGUCACACUACUGA